GAGAGUAAGGAAGAGUACACUUUGGUUUAGUAGUAGUGACUAUGGCGGGAACCAAAUGGGGGCCCAAUAAAGCGUGGUUAAUAAAAAGUAUUAGUGGCGGGUCUCUCUGCGUGUCAGCACGAGAGCUUCUCUUGCAGCUUCUUCCUUCCUUUCUCCUCAAGCCCUAAUCCCCAAACUGCUCCAGUCAAGUAAAAUUAUUCUCACAUUUUGAAUUUGCAGUAGUAGAUAUAGAUAGAUGAAGCGCAAACGUGCAGGCAAGAGAACCAUGCCCAGAAGAAAGCGCAAUAGCAUUGCCGUAAUUAGUGAAAAGGAAGAAGCUUUCGUCGAUUUUGUCACUCGAAAUGCCCAACCACAACCACAACCACAACCACAGCCACAGCCACAGCCACAGCCACAAUCACAAAUUGUUCAAAUCCAACAAAACAACGCGGCUUUCCAUCAAUUUCACGGAUGUCACGACGACCUUGAUGAAGUGGAAGAGGAAAAUGACCCUGAAGGAGAAGACCGUUAUUCAAAUUCUGCCUCCUUUUCCAAUGACAGCUUAGUUGAUAGAACAAUUCAGAAACUGGUUGGUGAUUAUGGUCAACAACACAAGCUCCUCCAGGUAGACUCUUUGAACAAAGCUGGGGAUUUUCACCUCACAUCACAGCCAGCCUCUGCUUCUUCUUCUUUGAAUAAGCAAGAGUUGAGCGCUGCCUUGGCGGUGAUUAAGAGAAUUAUGAAAAUGGAUGCGGCUAUACCUUUCAAUGUUCCCGUGGAUCCCGUUGCAUUAAGAUUACCUGAUUACUUUGAUGUCGUAGAUACGCCAAUGGAUUUUGGAACAAUAUGCAAACAUCUUGAAAAUGGUACUAAGUACAUGAAUUCAGAGGAUGUAUUAAAGGAUGUGCAAUGCAUUUGGAAGAAUUGUUACAAGUAUUAUGAUAAGGGUAACUAUAUUUUGAACCUUAUGAAGCGGGUGGAGGAAAAUUUCAUGAAGUAUUGGACAGCAGCUGGUUUGUUCACUGAAGAACGAGGGACAACUCAUGAUUUGAUAGCCCCAGUUGCCAACAAAAGGAAGGCCCGAGGACCCACCCGUAAUCUUAAACUAGCAGCAAUACCACAAGGGGAGAAAUUUGAUAUUGCAUGGAGGAACCGGAGACCAGUAGGUGCAAACUCCCAGAUGUUUAAAACAGCAUGUACAAUCCUGGUUAGGCAAACUCGGGAAAUACCCCUGCAGGUCAAGGGCUGGCUGGAAAUACCAUUUGAUAUUAAAAAGAAGCUAUUUGAACAUAUCUUGGAGCGCUUCAAGGUUGAAGAUCAGAUGAAAUUUGUCUUAGGCCAGAUCCAUAGAUCCUACAAUAAUUAUCGUCAUUACCUUAAGCACUGGUGCUAUGAUACAUGUAAGACAAUUGAGGAGGCGCGGGCAAAUAUACCGCCAAAUGUCAACAAGGAUGAUUGGGAGUAUCUUGUAAAUUUAUGGAGUACACCUUCAUACCAGGAAAAAAGCAAGAGAAACAAGGAGAAUAGUGCCAAAAGUACCAUUGUCACCAGAUGUGGCUCCAAGAGUUUUCAGCAGCGAGAGGAGGAGGAAAGGGAGAAGAUUGGACUUGAGGCUGGCCAUACAUUUGCGUGGAAGAUCACCUCUUUGGGUUCUGAUGAACAGGCUGCAAAUCAAAUUUCACAGGAGGGACGGUCACAGCUCAAAAAUCUUGCCGCUCAAGUGUCCGAGGGGGCCUCACAGAUGUCUGAACCUGAGAGUUUUGGCCCUCGGAAUCCUAGGCAAGAACAUCAUUAUGUAAAUGGUGCCACCCAGAGAAAUUUAUGGGGCUCCUCUUCAUCUACUGUUCGUGAACUCAAGAAGCAACUUUUGCAGUCAGAACAGCAACAUAAGGAGUCUGAACAGAAUGAUGCUGCUGAUGUACAGUUCUUAAAAGAGCGAGUGAGUCAGAUCGAGGCACAUGACCAUAGGGAAGGUACCAUGCCUAGAAAGUUACAAGGCUCUUUUUCAUCUACUCUUCACAAACUCAAGCAGCAGCUUUUGGAGUUGGAACGUCAACAUGAGGACUCCGAACAGCAUGAUGCAGCUGAGGUACAAUUCUUGAAAGAACAAUUUAGUCUGGUCGAGGCACAUGAUAAUGGGGAUGGAACAAUGUCUAAAAAGUCACAGGGCUCAUCUUCAGAUACUGUUCACCAACUCAAGAAGCGGCUUUUGGAAUUAGAACGUCAUCGUAAGGACUCUGAACAUCGUAAUGCAGCUGAAUUACAGUUCUUAAAAGAACAAGUGAGUCUGGUCGAGGCACAUGACUAUAGGGAUGGUACAAUCUCUAAAAAGUCACGUGGCUCUGCAUCAUCUACGGUUCACCAACUCAAGAAGCAGCUUUUGGAAUGGGAAUGUCAGUGUAAGGAAUCUGAGCAGUAUAAUGCAGCUGAGUUACAGACCUUGAAAAAACGAGCAAGUCAGGUUGAUGAACAUGACCGUGGGAAUGGUGCCAUCCCUAAAAGGUUACGGGGCGCUUCUUCAUCUAUUGGUGACAAACUCGAGAAGCAGCUUUUGGAAUGGGAACGUCAGCGGAAGGAAUCUGAGCAGUAUAAUAAUGCAGCUGAGUUACAGUCCUUGAAAGAACGAGCGAGUCAGGUUGAUGAACAUGGCUGUGGGAAUGGUGCCAUCCCUAAAAAGUUACGGGGCUCUUCUUCAUCUACUGUUAAUGAACUGAAGAAGCAACUUCUGGAAUCAGAACACCGACGUGAGGAGUCUGAUCAGCGUAAUGCAGCCGAGGUACAGUGCUUGAAAGAACAAGUGAAUCGUGUUGAGGGUUUGUUGUCUGACCAAAUGAAUCGGUUUGAAGGUUUGAUCACCCAGAUGAUGAGUCAGAUGUCCUCCAUACCUGCUCAGACUGAAAGCCAUACUGUGGAUCCACCCUCCAGUGGUGGCGGGCGAAGACGUGGAAGACGCCAAAGAAGAUAACUUACAAAAAUGAACAGCGUUUUUCUGUUUUGAUCGGAACUGGUACUGGGACUGGAUCCUCAUAUUUUCAUUUAUUAGUAUUUGCUGGCAAGUGGGAACGGUUCAAAUUGUAUGUUGGGCUGUUUAUAUGGAGAACAUGAAUAUGAUUUAUCAACUGAUACUCAUUUUAUAAAAUGUUCUCUUAAAACUUUCAGA
Molecule: messenger RNA, 3139 nt
Organism: Ziziphus jujuba (common jujube)
Lineage: Eukaryota; Viridiplantae; Streptophyta; Magnoliopsida; Rosales; Rhamnaceae
Exons: 10
Coding region: 236-2944 (902 amino acids)
Molecular function (GO): protein binding
Source: RefSeq, a predicted model, not a curated record